Pollicipes pollicipes is the source of this 1581-nucleotide messenger RNA. RefSeq names its product basal body-orientation factor 1. The transcript is spliced from 3 exons. Lineage: Eukaryota; Metazoa; Arthropoda; Thecostraca; Pollicipedomorpha; Pollicipedidae. The coding region runs from base 1 to 1581 and encodes 526 amino acids. The record is from RefSeq and is a predicted model, not a curated record.
AUGGCUCCUGUUCUGAAGACGAUGCCAGGCAAGGUUUCGGCCCGCGGACGCAAGAAGCGUCCGAAGAAGGGUCGCUCGGGUUCCAGUCGACGCAAGUCAGCUCGCUCCUCCAAGUCAGCUCGCUCCUCCAUGAAGAGCACCUCAUCCAAGGGGAAACGCGGCAAGGGCAAGAAGAGACGCCGCCGGAAGAUGAUCUCACCCGAGCAGUACGGAGAUAUGGAACAAGAACUGAAAACCUGCCGGAGAGAGCGCGAAAUGCUGGAGAUCAAGCUGACAGCGAUGACGCAUUCGCGAGAACAGUAUCGCAAGUGUUCUUUCAGCUUGCUUGAUGAGAACGAACAGGUUCACAGGCGGCUCAUUAAGGUAGAAAAAGAAUGUAUUGAGGUGGUGGGAUACCUGCGGCAGAAGAGAGGGGCCAACGAGGCAAGACUCGAAGUGGUCGAAAAGGACCUGGCUGAAGUAAGACAGGUGGAGGACAAGAAACGGAAGGUUUUGGCUGAAAGCUACGAAGCCAAGAUAAAAGGACUGAGUGAUGUCAUAGGGCACAAGAAUAGCGAAAUAGAUAUGUUGCAAUAUGAGGUACAAAAGUUAAAAGUGCUAAAGGACACAAACAUGAGGCUAGAGAACGAAAACGAAGACAUCAGGAAGGAGCUUCUUGAAACCAUGGUCCGACACCAAAACCAGCUAGUUGAAUACGAGGCGAUGAUUCUGAAGGAGAAAAAGGAUCUCGAACAGUUAGCGAGGACUGAGGUGCACAAUCUGGUGGACAAGGCGCACGAGAUGGCCGCCAUCAACGUGGGCGCUACUACACUCGAUGUGUACAACCAGAACCACUGCCUGAAUCUGACUCUGCACAAGUACCAGCAAGAGCUGCGCGGGCUGGAGGCGGCCGCGUCAACCCGCAGUCGCCAGUUGGAGCAGCUGCAGGAGCGGCUAGUGCAGUCCGAGGACGACCGGCUGCAGGAGGUCGUUUCGCUGCAGGAGGUGCGCGCCGAGCUGCGCGACUGGGCGCUGCACGAGCGCGAGCAGGACCAGCGUCAGGCGCAGCAGCUGCGCCGCCAGUUGGCGCUGAAGGAGGCCACCGUGCGCCGGCUGCGCCAGCUGCUCGAGGACUUCUUCCUCUCGGCGCUGGACCAUGUGACCGGCGAGGCGGCGGCCGAGCGGCGCGGCUACUGGCGCGACGCAGAGCGCCAGUAUCGUCAGCAGAUGGCCCAGGGGCUGAAGGAGGGCGCCACGCCCCCGGAAGUGAUGACGCUGGACGGCAGUCGGACCUCGUCAUGCGACAUUGGCGACGGCUGGCGGCGGCACAACGCCUGGCACCAGGAGGCCCACCAGGUGGACGUGGCCUCGCUCACCUGGCUGCAGAAGGAGAGCGUGCUGCGUGUGCUGUUCGCACACAUCAACGGUGUCUUUGGCAAGGUCAAGCGCCAGAAGCGAGAGAAGCGGCCGCGGAAGAAGACGGCAGAUGUGGGGGUGCAGAAGUUCGGCGGACAGAAGAGGAGCGUCAGCGGGCAGGGCACCGCGGGGUAUCCGGUACUUAGUCCCUACAUGGAUAAGUCCGUGCAGAUGCUGAAUCUGUAG